UUCGAAAAACAACUGUCCGCCGAGGGAAAGCACAGAAGAAGGAACGCUCGCACACACUGCGUGGCUACGCAUCGGCGGCAACCCUUCUUCUUCAUCGCAUUGCGAGCUAUGGACAGGAGGACACUCACCACGCCGCGGUAUCGAGCGGCGAGCUAAAAACGACGGGGGAUAGACGGCUACAGGCACGAAGAGGAAGCCACGGAGGCCGCCGUUCUCUGGGCUGCUGCGGUGAAGGCUUUCGAUCUGGUGGCACCGUGGUGCGCCAGGCAGUUCAGUGUGUGUGUGUGUGUGUGUGUGCGUGUGUACGCGUGUGACGCAGUCGGUGGUUUCCCCUCCGCUGUAAGUGAGACGAGAAGGAAAAGACGUCAAAAACUCGCGGGUCCUGUCAAACGAACCGGGGGCUGCCACGGUUGUGCUGUGUGGUGCGACCUCGUGCGUGUUCCGUGUCUGGGAAGGGAGCCAGCGCAUGGCUUGCUGCGCUGUGGAAAACCAGCCACACGCGGACAGAAUGAGCGACCCGGCCCGUUUUUCGUGCCGCUGAAGAGAACGACACGCCCGCCACGUCUUCAGCUGCGUUGUUGCAACCCCCCCCCCCCCUCCACUUGUUUCUCUGGGACCCAAACGCCGUUCUCAUGUUUCUUCGCUGCAGUACGAGUGGCAACCGCCUGGAAAUUCUGGGUCGGUCGCAGCAGCUACAAGGCGUGCCACGCCACGAAGCUCAACCCUGGCCCGGCGGGCUCGCGGAGAAAGCCACGACGGAGCCUCCAGCCUUGAGCUUUUGCUCGCCGAAUAUGUCGCCUGCUGCGCUGUUCUCUUACGUUGACGAGCCACCGGCCCUGACAUUUUCGUCCUUUGACCCGAUGAUGGACAUCAAGGCCGAGGUUCACCGGUGGAACCCCGAGGUACACCGGAGCCCCGUGCUGGGACCCGGUCCCGGCAGCGGUCCCGUGCCCAUGAUGACUCCAGCCGCCCUGAGCCACUCUGGUCCCGAGUGCGCGGGCUGCCAGAAGCCCAUACGCGAGCGAUUCCUGCUCAAGGCGCUGGACCAGCUGUGGCACGAGGACUGCCUCAAGUGCGCCUGUUGCGACUGCCGCCUCGGAGAGGUCGGCUCAACGCUCUUCACCAAGGCCAACCUCAUACUCUGCAAGAGGGACUACCUCAGGUUAUUCGGCACCACCGGACUGUGCUCUGCAUGCAGCAAAGCUAUCCCAGCAUUCGAGAUGGUCAUGAGGGCCAGGGGAAACGUGUACCACCUCGAGUGCUUCGCCUGCCAGCAAUGCAACCACAGGUUCUGCGUUGGUGAUCGCUUCUACUUGCACGACAACCGCAUUCUCUGCGAGUACGAUUACGAGGAGCGGGCCCUGAUGGCUGGGGUGCCGCCGCCUUUCUACGCCACGGGUCCCGGAGGCGCUGGCGGAGGUCCCGGAGGCUUAGCGGCGGCGCUCAGCCACCAGCAGGCCAACAACCCGCUCCCGGUAAAGCGUCCGGGUCAGCAACAGCAGCAGCAGCAGCAACAGGCGCCACAGCAGGCGGUCAUGUCUCAGCCGCAGCCCCCAUCGCAGCAGCAGCAGCAACAGCAACAGCAGCCGCCUCAGCCACCUCAGCAACAGCCUCAUUCCGUCGACGAGCCGACCAGGGACGACCGGUCGAGCGGUUACGGCAGCGGGGACUCUCCCUACGACGGCCGGUAGCUAUGGCGAGCCCCAGCGCCGACCAUGAUCUGCGCUGCGCGCCCUUUUGUCGGCAACGGCGCGACAAAGAAACGCAAGACCAAGAGGUAGACCCUUGCCCCGAAUGGCAAGGGGCUCGGCUAUGCCACGGGAAGUGCCAUCGAUGACCUGAACAGUGGAGAAGAAAACGUGCUGCUCUGGAGCCGCGUCUGACCAUUGUGUGGGUCUCGUUGUGCGAGCGACUUGGCACAGGGACAUCGGAUGUCCAUGCGUGCGCUUCACUGUGGGACGAGGCGAGAACGUGUGACUCGAGGAUCGUGCUGUGGUUCUUCGUUGAUAGGACGACAGGACGACAGUGUAAUAUAAAAAAGAAGGCGAAGUGCGGUUCAUUUUAUGACGGAUUUGCGAAAGUUACAGCUUAUCCUGAUUCGCGCUGCGGCGUGUUCAAUUUGGCCUUUUCUGUGCUUUCCAUUUGGGUGUCGCUGAAGAGUGGUUUAUUUCAUGCUGACAAAGUCAUAUUAAGAUGUUAAUUUAUACCGGCGUGACACGGACACUUUUGAUCGCGAUCAGGGCCGAUCCGGAUGGAACUUCUUGACCGGGAUCAACAAGUUAGUCUUUGCUGCACGUCAACCUAAUCCGAAUCGAGUUUGACGCAGACGUCAGCCAAAUUGCGAUCACUGAGCCAGAUCACGAUGCGCAGAUCGCGAUCGGCUUGAUCUCGAUCUGGCCUGAUCGCGAUUAAAAGUGACCGCGUAGCAUCGCCUGAUACGGAUCGAGCCUAAUCCAGAUCGGCCCUGAUCGCGAUCAAAAGUGCCCGUACGACGCCAGUAUUAGACAUACUUUAUCUUUCAUGUGGUAUUAUCUGUACUUCACAUGUGUUUCGGGGUUGUAGUGCGGCUUUCAGGAUGUAAGGUAGCGGAGCAAUUGAAUGUACAUUUCAUUCUUUCUUUUUUGAUCAUACAAAACUCAACGGCUACCAGCUUUUCCUUUCUUUCUUUUUUCGUGCGUUAACCUUGCAAUCUCCGGGUAAAAUGACACGCUUUGAAACCGCUUAUUCUAGCAUAUCCAUUAGCGGCCCCACCCCUGUCUUGGUGUGCUGAAGAGGUUGAUUUCGCAUUGCCGUUGCUUUCAAAGAUAGCUUUUGCCUUUAGCUUUCUACCGAGUGACAAGUACUUAAUUGUCGGCUGUCUACCGAGUGACAACCUUAAGUACUUAAGUUUGUAAACAUGGAAGCACUACAAACCGCUGCUCUAUGAACCACAUCGUUUCACACGGUCCCGGAACAUAAUUGAUCCCUUGACGCAUCGCUUCACGAGUGAGCCCGAUUUGUGAUGAAUCCCUCCUCACAUCUGUGACCUAUCGUCGACGCCUGUCUGCUGUUAAGCAACUGCUGGACCUGUCUCGUGUUGUGUGACGAGUACAACGCGCAGCCUGUUCUUAGCAAGUCAGGCCAUCACUUCUGGAAUCCACGACGCGCCUGCUUCGGACUUUCUAUGUGUCGGCAGCCACUUUUCGUGGGUGACCUAGACGCUGUACUGGACAAAUCGUCACAGGCCUACACUAGAGAAGGCCGAUCCAGGGACACUCGUCUGGCUCUGUGUGGGGCAUCGUGUUGUCGUCCAGAGUGCAAAAAUGGCAUUUCUUGUUAUUAUCUUUUUUUUCUGUGUGUUCCUCGCAAAGAGCAGCUCGUCUAUUUAUCUUGUUUCGCGAGUUCUAGUACAAGCAAAACCAAAUCGCGCGCAAUGAGAGAAUUAUUGCUAUGCCGAAGCAUAUGAUCGCGUAAAGCAGGGUGUGAUUGGGACCCUUUUUCUUUUUUUUUUUUCCACACCCUAGUAAGUUCUUUACUCGUCAAAAAAGGGGAUAGCGUUGCUUAUUUAUUCAACAUUUGUUUUCCCUGCAUUCACAAUGCUGAAGUUUCAAAGGGCAUUAUAUGUUUAUAGCGAGUCGAAGAGGUGAACGCCUGCGGGGCACCCUGUCACUCGACACAUUAUCACGUGUUGGCACCGCCGACAGAUGCGCGGGUGAAGAUCGCUUUCACGAAAGCUACUUUUCCUCCCUGAAUCGCCCGCGUUUUAGGUGCGUUCUCAGGAGCUGUGUAGUUACGGUUUCUUUACGCUGCCCGCUUUCCGCACCCUGUAACGAAGGGAUAAACAAAAAGAAAUGGGUGCCUUGCGAGAAGUGUCUUGUACAUAUUGUUCGUUAUGACUAUGGAAGUUCUUUCCUUUGUAGGCCGGACUGUCCCAUUUCCCGCAAAUUGUUCCUGGUGUGUCCGCGAUGGGUGACUGCCGGCUGUGCUUGUGUGCGCCCGCGCGUGUGUUUGUGCGUGUGUGUGCGUGUGUGUGUCGAUGCGACGGCGUGCGGCCGCAGAUAGGAUGAAGUCAGAUGCAACUACGCAAACUGGUCACGGCUAUGCCGAGCGAAUGAACGCGCAAUUUGCGGCUGCAUUACCGCCAGUAACCUCGAAGAAAUCAACACACCAAAGAAAUGUCACUGAUAAAUGUCGUGCGAUAACGGUCAGAUGAUGGAGUAUCUUGAGUUUUCGCUCUGAUGGCGUGUAUUCUCACGCUUUGAACUAGACGCUGAGAGCAACGGAGGAGACGAGCCUUGUUCGGAGAUUUUCAAGCCCGAAAGCGUUACUUCUGUUUACAUUUUACUUAUGGCAGAUCAGAAUUUCCUGAGUCACUUAUUUACCUUUUAUUUUUCUUUUGUGGGAACCGUUGCUUUCAGUGGUCACGAGCGCUAAAAAGAGAACAGUAGUAUUUUCGGGUCGUUUCGGUGCUCUUUAGGAAACGCUGACCACCGUACGGACAAACGUGCAAUAAUCUCAAGUCAAGCAGUUACUAGUCAAGAUGUAUUUCUAACCAUUACGCACUCUCUGCAAACGCUAUACAAAUUAAGUCAAACGCUCCAAAAUUUUCCUUGUCUUGCAUAGAACCCGGUAAAUCCGAAGGGUCAUAUGGUUAUCGAACACAAGAGUGUCGACGUUAUUGGAACUUGACUAUAUACACUUUCUCAAGUGAAAAACAAAUAUCAAAUUUUUUGCUCGACACACACCUGCAUACUGACAGACAAUUCAUUAUGAGCGCUGUGGGGAAUAUAUGAUAAGAACCUUCUAUGCUACGAUCCUUAAUUAAGAAUGCCGCGACUCAUUUGGUACGUUUAUUUUCUUGUAAUAUGAACCCGGGUGAAGUGCACGACACGGGCAGCAACAAUUCCAAUCAGAAAACUGCAAGCAGCAGAAGUACAGGGGAGGGGGGAGGGGGUAAUGUGCAAGUGCUUUAAUCUUCAUGACGGCCAACUGUUUUGAAUGGGUUGUUCACGUGAAAUCUCUAUAGUUCAUCCACCUACCCAUUGUUGUGUUGUGCUUGGAUCAGUGCACGCGGGAAUCCAUUUCACAGCGUUCAGAGUGCUGUCUGUUUCCCUCCAAAGUGCAGUGAUUGACCAUGUUUGCUCUUUUUUUGAAUAUAAUAUAACGCUAUACUUCCCA
Rhipicephalus sanguineus (brown dog tick) is the source of this 5157-nucleotide messenger RNA. Its product is annotated as LIM/homeobox protein Lhx9. NCBI's taxonomy places the organism in Eukaryota, Metazoa, Arthropoda, Arachnida, Ixodida, Ixodidae. The transcript has 4 exons. Gene Ontology annotation, biological process: positive regulation of transcription by RNA polymerase II. Gene Ontology annotation, cellular component: nucleus. The record is from RefSeq and is a predicted model, not a curated record. Gene Ontology annotation, molecular function: transcription coactivator activity; DNA-binding transcription factor binding. The coding region runs from base 633 to 1691 and encodes 352 amino acids.